Messenger RNA from Drosophila simulans, 507 nucleotides. Its product is annotated as lysozyme A/C. The record is from RefSeq and is a predicted model, not a curated record. Gene Ontology annotation, molecular function: lysozyme activity. Lineage: Eukaryota; Metazoa; Arthropoda; Insecta; Diptera; Drosophilidae. The transcript has a single exon. The coding region runs from base 44 to 466 and encodes 140 amino acids.
GCGCCCUGUCCACAGGGAUCCCACAUCAGUUUCAAUUCGAAUCAUGAAGGCUUUCAUCGUUCUGGUUGCCCUGGCCUGUGCCGCCCCAGCUUUUGCUCGCACCAUGGACCGGUGCUCCCUGGCCCGCGAGAUGUCCAACCUGGGCGUUCCCCGCGACCAGCUAAACAAGUGGGCUUGCAUUGCCGAGCACGAGUCCUCCUACCGCACCGGAGUGGUGGGUCCCGAGAACUACAACGGCUCCAACGACUACGGAAUCUUCCAGAUCAACGACUACUACUGGUGCGCUCCUCCCAGCGGUCGCUUCUCCUACAACGAAUGUGGCCUGAGCUGCAACGCCCUCCUGACCGACGACAUCACCCACUCCGUCCGUUGCGCCCAGAAGGUCCUCAGCCAGCAGGGAUGGUCCGCCUGGUCCACCUGGCACUACUGCAGCGGAUGGUUGCCGUCCAUCGAUGACUGCUUCUAAACUUAUUUUGACCCCGAUUAAAACGAUUGCAUAAAAUGAAA